AUGCCGAUCAUUUCCACGUCGGUCGUACUGCUCGACCUCGUCGCUUAUCUCGCGGUUGCGGGGGCUGAGAACCCGAUUUGCAUCGCCGAAAACGAGGGUUUCGCUACGAAAACGUUGCGAGUAAUUUGCCGGGAGACCACGCGGAAAACAUUUGCGCAUGAACUCCACGGGCAUCUUCCCGUCCUCGCCUACCUGGGCACCGUUGGUACGGAAAACCCCGCGUGCAUCAAUGCUACUAACAGCAUCUGCUUCGAAAAAGUAGCUGUCCUUUUGCCAGGGGAUCCCGCUCAAAAUGUUUGCAAAUACUUGAGGUCGAUGCAACAGGCCCACUGCCCGUGCUCUGAUCGUUUUACGAAGGACUACGAAAAUCUCAACUGCGGAUCGUCCGAACCACUUUUGCGAGCCCGCCUUGCCUGUGUGGCUGAGGGCACUUUGCCAGAAGGCCUACCGUGCGCCGACCCCUACGGCAAAUGCGAGGCGGAUGCGAAGGUUGAAGCCUGCCUCGCGCGGAAUACUGCUGCCGGUUGUGAUGAUACCCCAGAAUACAAAGCCCAUUUCUACAUGAUGAAAUUGUUGGAGCUGAAGAGCCUGCGCCAGGACAAGUGUCAUGACGAAAGGGUCGCCGCUUACAAGGAUGCAAUCCAAGCAAUAAAUGGCACAGCCAAU
Messenger RNA from Mesorhabditis spiculigera, 666 nucleotides. The record is from the annotation of a GenBank genome assembly. NCBI's taxonomy places the organism in Eukaryota, Metazoa, Nematoda, Chromadorea, Rhabditida, Rhabditidae.